This is a messenger RNA of Caenorhabditis sp. 36 PRJEB53466, 3175 nucleotides long. Lineage: Eukaryota; Metazoa; Nematoda; Chromadorea; Rhabditida; Rhabditidae. The record is from the annotation of a GenBank genome assembly.
AUGAGUCGUCUUCAGUGUAGCCUACGCAAUGUGAGUGAAUGGUCGGAAAGACGUCUCACGGAAGCACGUGGUUCGCCAGGUACAGAAAACAGCUGAACGAAACGUUGAAGAUGAAUUUGUGUCGUGGACCAUAGUGGAAAUGGAAAAAAUCACAAUCAGAAGACCGCGAUUUUCGGUUACUGUCAGUUUAAAGGCGCAUACUCACAAAUCUGUCUUCAAGAAAACAUUUUCUUUCUUUUUUUCAACCAAAAAGUUAAUGUGUAUUUAUCAAUGAGGUCAGAAAUAGUGAGAUCUGAUAAACAGUUGCCGUUGGUUUUAAUGCUUAUCUUGUUUUCACUUUACACUCCAGUUUCGCACUGCGUUCCCGUUUUGCGACAUAUUUUCUGCGACUAAUAAAGACUUUCUGUGGGAAAAUACUUCUUCUCUUCAAAGUUAUCGAGGUGAAAUUAUCGAAAUGGAAUCGAAUAAAGCAAGAGAACUGCGCUUCUCCCCCCACAACGCGUGCAAUUUCCCGUCGACUAUUGCGCCUUCACUGUUUGCUAUUGAUUCGUUUUGAGAAAUGUUAUCAGAACUUUUUUCUCUUUGCGUGUCUCCGCCGAGGAAAAAAAUCAUCUGAAUUGGCAUUGAUUGUAUUUUUAUAGGCAGUGAAAUAAUCAUGAUGAACGCACUUAUCAUCAAAUCCGUACUCAGCUAUGUAGAGGUGAGUUUUUUGUGUGACGUUUCAGACAAAGCAAUCAGAAAUAGUUUUCAGUUCAGUACAGUGGCCGCUGUAAUGGUGGUUUUCGUAUGUGCAUUGAUUUCAUACUCAGUAUCCGUUCGGAGGCCACUCUACUACAAUCUAUUCAUCGUUGAAAUGCACACGUGGACAGCAAGAAGGAUAGUUCAGGCAUGACGUCGCUUCCUAUGUUCCCAACUGACAUUUUCUCUUUUCCAGGUUCUCCAUCUCGGUCAGGAGUUUAAUCCGCCGGUUCCAUGGGACCGCCUCGUUCAAAGAAUGCGAGCGAGAGCUCCGAGAGUUCAAGGAGAGCAGCGAGUGGCCAUUUCUGACACAAACAUUGUCAUUCAGUCACCCAACACAGUCAUAGAUUCUCCUGCGCCUUCCCGGUUUAACACGAAAAAUACAACACAUGCUUAUGAUGGUUUUUAGAAGUCCAGAUGUCGAACGCAUCACUUUGUGGGACAUUGAAAUGCCGCCUCCGCAACCAGGAGAAGUACCUCAUCCGACGAGAGAUAGUCAGUAUGCGGCGGCUGCUGCAAUCGCCAUUCUUGCCAGAGGGUCAGUUUUGGCAACCAAACAACUAUACAGAACUGAUUUUCAGAAAUGAUACGACACUCUUUUCGAGAGUCUUCCAAAACACGCAAAGGCGGACCAAUGACAGUGAAGACGGAUUGCCGAAUGUAAAUCGAGCAAGAUAUGUCAACGUGAGCAUUAAAAUGAUACCGGUUGAUAGACCUUCAUGCAUUUUUCCAGCCUCGUUAUUCGCAACAUGACUAUGUGACAACAGACGUCACUUACACAACUCCUGGUCAGUUUUCUGUCCAAUCCGCGUCUCACUCAUUAUUUUCAGUGAUUUCUCCCGAUUUUCCGCAUCAGAUUACAACUCAAGAUCUAACCCAGCAUCCGACUGAACCUCUGAUCGCUCGAUAUAACAGGCGGCAGGGAGAAAAUCUGAAUGGGAUCGACGAAGAAGUCGGUGAAGAGUUCGUUCCGGAUUACGAUGAGGACAGAAGCGACGAAGAGUCGAUCAGUCCUGAAGGGGAGGAACAUGAAGUGCAUGAAGAUGAUGAAAUACAACUGGAAAUACUGUCACCGAGCGAAUACGCAAGAAAUCGGCAGGUUCUGAAUGAGCUAGUUGAGCCGACCACUGAAGUAGAAAUCGAGAUCCUUUCGCCCAUCACACGUCGCCCGAUUGCCAGCAAUCCUGUGAACGAAGACGAUAGCUCCGAAAUUGAGAUUGAGAUUCUGUCGAGGGAAGACAGAAGGCUUCAGCAGUCUGCAAGCGUCUCGGCACCGAAUAGUGAUUUAGUCACGGAAACUCUAAUACAAGAUAGUAAAUCUGAGAGUUCGAAUGUAGAAAGAUCAGAGGAGAAAGUGUUGAUUCGAUUGAAGUUCUUGGACGAUACGGAGAAAGAAGCGUACGCGUCAUUGGGAGACACUGUGGCCAAGUUCAAAAUGGAACACUUCGCUGAUCUCUCGAACAAAGUUAUUAGACUUAUUUUCCAAGGUAUUCAACUUCAAAACCAGCUUUUUUUCAUUGAAUUUAUUUCUCAGGCCAACUUCUUCGUGACGACAACCUCACUCUGCAGCAUUACGGACUGCAGGCGGGGAGUAUCGUUCACUGCCACAUCAGCAACAUCCCGUACACUCGGCCCGGCGUUGUCACUCUUCCUCCACUAGUUCCAGAUGAAUCAUCCCUUCGUCGCAGAACUCAUCGUUCUGCAGCCUCGCCGCCAGCUCGAAUCGCUCUGAUUCCACCUGACCACGAUUUGCCUCCUAUCACAGCGCAUAAUCACGUGACGAGAAGAGCAGCGAUCGACCGGAACCAAGUCUACAUGUUGCUUGCGGCAUUAUUGCCAACUCUGUCAGGCGCCGUCUUUGAAUUGUUGCGUCCAGAAAGGAUAAGACAGCUUUUCCGUCUGGAUACACUUCUCAAUAUCAGGCAUUGGCUCUGCGACUUUCUCCUCGACAAUGGACUUCUGCCACAUAACAGAGAUGAAGUGUCUUCUCUGCAGACUACCACUCUUUUCUUUAUUUUCGGCGGUACGCGUUCCCCGCUCGUUCCGUAAAUCGUUACCUUUCGUUCAGGUCAGCUGUUCUCUGUGAGCUUCUUCUUCUACUACUUUCCGGACGUAUUCGACCGUGUCGGCUGCUGCAUCUUCAUCAUUGUUUUUCUUUAUUUCGUAUUCGUCGUUUACUCCCGGCAACGAAGACGCCAGCCAGAUGCGCAAGAUCCGAGUGACUGGCUUGAGGAUCAGAUCGUCCGAGAGAGAAUCAGCCUUUUUUGAUCUAUUGAGGUAACUGCCGUUGAAAUCCUGUUCUCCUUCUCCAUGCUCUAUUUUCAGGUCCGUGUACAUUCACAAGUUGAUAAUUUAUAGCCACAGCUACACAAAAAUGGGUAACAAUCAAACGCUAAGACGAAACAUCGAUUCAAUCCGUGUGCUCUGUAUAUAUUAA